Messenger RNA from Aphanomyces astaci, 1584 nucleotides. RefSeq lists its product as hypothetical. The transcript is spliced from 5 exons. Lineage: Eukaryota; Oomycota; Saprolegniomycetes; Saprolegniales; Verrucalvaceae. The record is from RefSeq and is a predicted model, not a curated record. Bases 47 to 1555 code for a protein of 502 amino acids.
GCUAAGUCAACGCAACCCAAUCGUUGUUCACAACCGCUGCGAGCCCAUGCAUGCUCGGCGCAAGGACGGUGCGGCGACCGCGCCGAACCAAAUCUCCAACAGCAAGCGAAGUGCGCUUCAAGACGCUUUGGUGGCCAAGCUCGUGUACAAAUAUGCCAAACGCGACGAUGAAUUUGGCCGCAUCAUUGUGAGCCUCGUGUCCAAGUUGGUGCGCACGACGGCCAAGUUGGUCGAAGCCGAUAUUUCGGCGCUGGAGAAAACCGUCAAGAAGUUGCACGACGAGCGAGGGCGAAAGCAGCGCCGCGACGACGAGCGGGUGGGCUUUCAGGCGCCCCCGCCCGAGGACGCGUUGGAUGUCAAGGUGGCAGAGUUGGGUCCGCGGCUGUCGUCGCCGCGGUUCCAACCCGCCGUGAAAGCGGAGACGAUCAACUUGAAAACGCAAGAUGAGUGGGUGCUCAUCAAUGCCUUGAACAGCGUCGAGUUCGAAGACUCGGAGAAGCACAACAUCGAGACGAAGCACAUCAAGACCGUGCAGCAGCGUCAGUGGUUGGACUCUCAAAAGAAGGAAAAGGACAAAAAGGUCAAGUCGCUCUUGGACGAAAAGCACGACAUGUACGAGCACCAAGUGUCGGACUAUACCAGGUGGAGGGCGGAGGAGGUAGACAAGGCGCGCAAGGCCAAGGACGCGGUGGACCACAUCCGCAUGGAGCGGGAUCGGCAGCUGCGCGAGUCCAAGGAGUUGCAUGCCAAGCUCGAAGAGAAGCGGCGACAGGAAGAGGAGCUCGAAGUGCAACGGUGCAAAGACGAGCUCAAGCGGACAGAGAUGGAGGCGCUCGAGCGGAAGCGCGUGCAACAUGCGCGGAUGCAGUCGUUACUGAAAGAGAACAUCCAAGUGCAGCGUGAGAAGGAAAAGAAAAAGUCGUUGGAUCAAGAACGCGACGUGAAGCUAAUGGAAGAGUACGCACAAAAGCUGGCCAAGGAAGAGGCCGAGCGCGUGGCUGCGCUGCAGCAUAAACUCACCCGACAAGACCGCAUUCAGAAUGGCAUUGCGCUGAGCAUCCACGAACAGCUCAAGCUAAAGGAAAUGGAGGACGAACAGCGGGCAGACGACUACCAGCGCCACAAGCUCGAGUCGGAUCGCGAGAAGGAGCAGAUCAUCGCAAAACGACGAAAGGAGGAAGCGCUGGACCGCAAAAAGUACUUGACGUUUCAGCACGAAGUCAAGGAAGAGAAGAAGAAGAAGCUCAACAAGGAAGAGGUCGAAUACAGCAACAAAUACCGAGAAGAAGGUGAGUUGGCGCUGCGGGAGAUGAAGCAAAAGCAAGACAAUGCCCGUGUGCGCAACAAGGAGUACCAGAAGCUGCUGUUGAGUCAGAUGCAGGAGCAAAAGGUGCGCAAGGCCGCCACAUUCAAGUCCAUGGACCCGCGGGAGAAGUCGCUGAAUGCGAUCUUACUCCGGAAACUGGAAGUCGACGAAGAUUUGAGUCAAAAGGUCGUGGCGAAGCUCAGUCCAGACAAGAUGGUCCGCGCCAAGCCGCGCAACAACAUCUUUUAAAAACUGAAAUAUACAUGUCAAACCACCUA